AUGGAGGAGGACAACACUACCGGAUCUUUGAACCUCCUAUUGGGCCGACCUUUCCUUAGUACUGCUAGCACUAAGAUCGACGUUCGAAGCGGAACUCUUACAAUGGAAUUUGAUGGGGAGAUCAUGAAGUUUAAUGUUUAUGACGCCAUUAGUCAUCCAAGCGAAAUUUUGAGCGUAAAUCAUGUUGACAUGAUCGACUCAUUAGUAGACGAGACUUUUGAGUGGAUUUAUGAAGACAAAUCUGAAUUUUUAUCUAAUGAUUAUGAAUUUUUCAAUGCGUUAUUAUCUCCAUCAGACACUAAACUUUUACCUUCUGUUGUGCAGGCCCCAGAGUUGGAACUGAAACCGCUUCCUGAAUAUAUUAAGUAUGCAUUUUUUGGAAUAGGUAAUACCUUACCCAUUAUAAUUUCAAAUAAACUCUCUAAACCCGAAGAAGAAAGUUUGAUCCAGGUACUAAAAAGACAUAAGGAGGCGAUUGACUGGAUCAUUGCUGACUUAACAGGGAUAAGCCCUAUGACAUGUAUCCACAAGAUUUACUUGGAGGAGAACACGAAACCAAGGAGAGAGGCACAAAGAUGUUUAAUCCCGAAUAUGAUGGAAGUGCUAAAAAAGGAAAUAAUUAAGUUGCUGGAUGUUGACAUUAUCUUCCCCAUUUCUGACAGCAGAUGGGUAAGUCCGGUACAAGUCGUGCCCAAGAAAACGAGCAUGACAAUAAAGAAAAAUGCUGAGAGGGACUUAGUACCGGUCCGAGUGCAAAACGGGUGGCGUGUCUGCAUUGAUUACAAGAAGUUUCUUCCAAAUCCUUGUUGCACCAGAAGACCAGGAAAAGACCACUUUUACAUGCCAUUUUGGCACAUUUGCGUACAGGAAGAUGUUAUUUGGACUUUGCAACGCACCAGCUACCUUCCAGAGAUGCAUGAUGACCCACAAUGCAAGGAGGCUUUUGAUACACUCAAGCAAAAGUUGGUAACUGCUCCUAUAGUACAAGCACCAGAUUGGAACUACCCCUUUGAAAUUAUGUACGAUGCAAGCGAACGUAGCGUGGGAGCCGUGUUGGGACAAAAGAUAGCCAAAGAGCCUCAUGUCAUCUGCUAUGCCUCGAAAACCUUAGACGCUGCACAAAGCAACUAUACCACUAUAGAAAAAGAACUUUUAGCUAUUGUAUUUGAUUUAGAUAAAUUUCGAUCAUAUUUACUGGGAUCUAAGGUGAUUAUUUUUUCUGAUCAUACAACUCUUAAGUACUUGAUCGCAAAGAAGGAGGCGAAACCGAUGCUCAUUAGAUGGAUUCUACUGCUCCAAGAAUUUGACAUCGAGAUUUGUGAUAAGAAGGGGUGUGAAAACCUGGUAGCUGACCACUUGAGUAGGAUAAAAACUCCAUUUGAUGAUGUUCCUAUCAAGGAUGAGUUCCCUGAUGAAGGCUUAUUUUCGACCGAGGCUCACUAUCCAUGGUAUGCAGAUAUAGUUAACCUUUUAACCAUAGGUUCGUUACCCACUGAGUUAGCACAUUCCGUGAAGGACAAGCUUAGACGAGAAGCUCGAUAUUACAUUUGGGACGACCCAUACUUGUGGAAACACUUUUCAAAUCAGAUAAUAAGACGAUGUGUUCCAGAAACCGAGGUAACCUCUAUCCUUACUUUUUGUCAUACAGAAGCUUGUGGAGGUCACUUUAGCCCUAAACGGACAGCUCACAAAGUAUAG
Gossypium arboreum is the source of this 1698-nucleotide messenger RNA. RefSeq lists its product as uncharacterized. NCBI's taxonomy places the organism in Eukaryota, Viridiplantae, Streptophyta, Magnoliopsida, Malvales, Malvaceae. The record is from RefSeq and is a predicted model, not a curated record. Bases 1 to 1698 code for a protein of 565 amino acids. The transcript has 3 exons.